Cryptomeria japonica (Japanese cedar) is the source of this 1743-nucleotide messenger RNA. Its product is annotated as probable disease resistance protein RPP1. The record is from RefSeq and is a predicted model, not a curated record. The coding region runs from base 1 to 1743 and encodes 580 amino acids. The transcript has 3 exons. Gene Ontology annotation, biological process: defense response. Lineage: Eukaryota; Viridiplantae; Streptophyta; Pinopsida; Cupressales; Cupressaceae. Gene Ontology annotation, molecular function: ADP binding.
AUGCCAACAGAACUGGAAGAACUAGAAGUUAAUGCUAACAUAUUUCAGAGUAUGCCGAGGAAACUGGAUAUAAUUGGAAGAGCAGUGGAUGGAGCAGUGUCAUAUUUAAAUGAAAAUAUGUUUCCUGACGCUAAUAUUUGCAUCAACAAAGUUAUUGACACUGCUUCUGCCAGGUCUGAACUACCUAGUUUGCAAAGUACACUGCUGAAAGAUCUCUUCAGCGAAGAUCACAAAUUUCAAUGUCUUGAGGAAGGGACAAGCUGUCUGAGUGAUCGUUUGGAAAGGAGCAGGUCUUCGAGUUUCCUAAUUGUUUUAGAUGACAUCGAUCAUCUAGAACAGUUAGAUGCUCUAACAGCAAUGGAUAUAUUAGAUAAGUAUGGAAAUAAUCUGGUGAUUAUUACAACCCGUGACGUAGGGGUUCUUGUAACUGCAGGAAUUGAGAUUGGUUAUCUGAAAGGAUUGGAUAAAGAAGAUGGGAAGGAGCUGUUUUGUUGGCAUACUUUCCGCCAACCCUAUCCACGCAACGGAUACGAAGAUCUAGUCCAAAUCUUCGUAAACAAGUGUGGAGGCUUGCCUCUAUCUCUUCAAGUUCUGGGUCGGCAUGUUUCUGGUAAAGAUCCGUGGUAUUGGAGAGAAGAAUUGAAAAAAGUCAGUAAGACGCUACCCGGAGAUGUAAGGAAGAGACUGAAGAUAAGCUUUGAUUCAUUGGAUUGCGAAGAGCAACAGAUUUUCAUGGAUGUAGCAUGCUUUUUCAUCGACAAAUCAACGACUAUGGCCACGAGCAUAUGGGAGGGGUCUGGAUGGAGCUCUCACGAUGCUUUGGAAACAUUAAAAGAUAAAUGCCUUGUGGAAGAAGUCGACAUAAGGUAUUGGCCUUCGGUGGAUUGCGGACGGAAAUCUGGUCGGCAUCGGUUUGUCCUGAGAAUGUAUGACCACCUGCGGGACUUGGGAAGAGAAUUGGCAAAAGAGUUUAGCCAUCCUCGUCGUGUGUGGCAUCCCCAACAUCUUCAAUCUUUGGCGCCCUCUCAUUUAAAAGAGCUCCAAAUUAUUGGAACAUAUCUGGAAGAGUUUCCAGAUUUGAAAGAGCUCCAAAUUAUUGGAACAUAUCUGGAAGAGUUUCCAGAUUUGUUGGGAGAAUCAGAUAAUAUGGAAGCGGUAGUGUUACAUGCUACGGAAUUUCAAAUGGAUAUUUGGUCUUUAUUAGGAUCUCUUCGAAUGAAACUUCCUUGUUUAAAUGUGAUGCACUCGAAUUUAACAGGGGAACUGGCUUCUACUGAUACUGCAGAGAGGACUGCUUUUAAGUCCUUAGUUAUCUAUGAUUUCAAACUACCUGGAGAGAGGGAAAUGGCUUUGAAUAACGAGGGGUGGUAUAGAACAGCAAUGAAUGAUGUUGAAUAUUUAGAGAUUAAAGGCCAUCAUUUUGUAAAGAAGAUUUUAAUUACUCGAAAUUGCUGUCAAUGCCAACAGUCUCUCAAAAUUUGUGAAAUGAAAGAUCUUAUUGAAGUGGAUUUAGCUAGGAUAAAUACAUUGAAUUUUCUUGAGAUUACCAACUGUGAAAAACUAAAAAGAUUGAUAUUGACAUCUGAUCCUUCCAAGCUUAUAGAAUUGAAGAUUAUGGGGUGCACAAAUUUGGAGAGAGUAUCAGGAACAGCAGAUCUGACAAAGCUUACACAGUUGUACAUUAACGAAUGUCCUAAGCUUCAGAGUGAGCCGCUUGGAGCAAAUUCAGAUGGACUCCUGUGA